Molecule: messenger RNA, 593 nt
Organism: Ruditapes philippinarum (Manila clam)
Lineage: Eukaryota; Metazoa; Mollusca; Bivalvia; Venerida; Veneridae
Product: large ribosomal subunit protein mL66-like
Exons: 5
Coding region: 31-537 (168 amino acids)
Biological process (GO): mitochondrial translation
Cellular component (GO): mitochondrial small ribosomal subunit; ribosome
Molecular function (GO): structural constituent of ribosome; small ribosomal subunit rRNA binding
Source: RefSeq, a predicted model, not a curated record
UUAACCCUACAGUUACGUCCCUUGAAAAAAAUGUCGGCAACGAUGAGGUUCAUCAGUAAUUUACACAGAAUUUCAUUUAGUUUAUUAAGAAUGCAAAAAGAAUCAGUGACACUGAAAAAAAGAUUUCUUCAUUCAACAUCUACGUUAUAUUUAAGAGAAGUUAUACAGAAAACUGAGGGCAAUGUAACUACAGUUGAAGGGAGAAUGAUAGAUUCUCCAAGAAAAGACCAAGUUUUAAAAGUAGAUGAUACUGAUAAGAAAUUAUGUCCACUUUGUCGACUAAAUUUAGAUAUAAACUACACGGAUAUAAUGAUAAUUAGUCAGUUUGUUCAGGAAGAUGGUGAAGUUGUUCCAAGACAGAUUUCUGGUUUGUGUUAUCCACAACAUGCUCGUAUGAAGAAACUGAUCCAUGAAGCUCACACUGCUGGGUUGAUGCAGAAUUUGCGGCCCCAUAUUUACCCUAAAGAAUAUAGUCAGAUGUCUGAUCAUGCCUGGAAGAAAUAUAAUGUUUACUAUCAUGAUGUUAUUGAUGAUUAAUAUACCACUGUAAUAUUACAUAUUUAACAAACAAAUAAAUACACUUGAACAAUGUU